Messenger RNA from Emys orbicularis (European pond turtle), 3423 nucleotides. RefSeq names its product ABL proto-oncogene 1, non-receptor tyrosine kinase (gene ABL1). Gene Ontology annotation, biological process: protein phosphorylation; regulation of apoptotic process. The transcript is spliced from 11 exons. The record is from RefSeq and is a predicted model, not a curated record. Lineage: Eukaryota; Metazoa; Chordata; Testudines; Emydidae. Gene Ontology annotation, molecular function: non-membrane spanning protein tyrosine kinase activity; ATP binding; protein binding. The coding region runs from base 1 to 3423 and encodes 1140 amino acids.
AUGGGGCAGCAGCCUGGAAAAGUUCUUGGGGACCAGAGGAGGCCAAGUCUGCCUGCCCUGCACUUUAUCAAAGGAGCAGGGAAGAAAGAAUCAUCUAGGCAUGGAGGCCCACAUUGCAAUGUCUUCGUGGAACAUGAAGCCCUUCAGAGGCCAGUAGUAUCCGAUUUUGAGCCCCAGGGUCUGAGUGAAGCAGCCCGUUGGAACUCCAAGGAAAACCUCCUGUCUGGUCCUAGUGAAAAUGACCCCAAUCUUUUUGUUGCACUAUAUGAUUUUGUGGCGAGUGGGGACAACACUCUCAGCAUAACUAAAGGUGAAAAGCUCCGUGUCUUGGGCUACAAUCAUAACGGGGAAUGGUGUGAGGCCCAAACAAAGAAUGGGCAGGGCUGGGUACCAAGUAACUACAUCACCCCAGUGAAUAGUUUGGAGAAACAUUCCUGGUACCAUGGACCAGUGUCGCGCAAUGCCGCCGAGUACCUGCUGAGCAGCGGAAUCAAUGGCAGCUUUCUGGUGCGGGAGAGUGAGAGCAGUCCAGGACAGAGGUCUAUAUCACUGAGAUACGAGGGAAGGGUGUACCACUACAGGAUAAACACUGCAUCUGAUGGAAAGCUGUAUGUCUCCUCCGAGAGCCGCUUCAACACUUUGGCAGAGUUGGUCCAUCACCAUUCGACUGUAGCAGAUGGGCUCAUCACCACUCUACACUACCCAGCACCCAAGCGCAACAAGCCCACUAUCUACGGAGUGUCUCCAAACUAUGACAAGUGGGAGAUUGAGAGAACCGACAUCACCAUGAAGCACAAACUUGGAGGGGGCCAGUAUGGAGAGGUGUAUGAAGGAGUCUGGAAGAAAUAUAACCUUACAGUGGCUGUGAAGACCUUAAAGGAGGACACCAUGGAGGUAGAAGAGUUCUUAAAAGAAGCCGCAGUCAUGAAAGAGAUCAAGCAUCCUAACUUGGUGCAGUUAUUAGGGGUAUGUACACGGGAACCUCCGUUCUACAUCAUCACAGAGUUCAUGACUUAUGGGAAUCUGUUGGAUUAUCUGCGCGAGUGUAACCGGCAGGAGGUGAAUGCUGUGGUGCUACUGUACAUGGCGACUCAGAUCUCCUCAGCCAUGGAGUACCUGGAGAAGAAAAACUUCAUUCACAGGGAUCUUGCUGCCAGAAACUGCCUUGUAGGGGAGAACCACUUGGUGAAGGUGGCAGAUUUUGGUCUGAGCAGGCUGAUGACAGGUGAUACAUACACUGCCCAUGCUGGAGCCAAGUUCCCAAUCAAAUGGACUGCACCAGAAAGUCUGGCUUACAACAAAUUCUCCAUUAAGUCUGAUGUCUGGGCCUUUGGCGUCCUGCUAUGGGAAAUCGCAACAUACGGCAUGAGCCCUUACCCUGGAAUUGACCUGUCUCAGGUGUAUGAGCUGUUGGAGAAAGACUACCGCAUGGAGCGGCCUGAAGGUUGCCCUGAGAAAGUCUAUGAGCUCAUGAGAGCAUGCUGGCAGUGGAGCCCUUCUGAUAGGCCCUCGUUUGCUGAAAUCCACCAAGCAUUUGAAACGAUGUUUCAAGAAUCCAGCAUAUCAGACGAGGUGGAGAAAGAGUUGGGGAAAAAAGGCAUGAGAAGCGUAGUGAGUAACUUCCUGCAGGCUCCAGAACUACCGACCAAAACAAGAUCGUCCAGGAGAGCUGCUGAAAGCAAAGAUGCCAGUGAGAACAUGGAGAUGGCGCAUCCUAAAGGACAAGGGGAAUGUGACCCUCUGGAGCAUGAACCUGCUGUUUCUCCCUUGCUCCCACGGAAGGAAAGAGUUGCCCUGGAGAGCAGUUUAAAUGAAGAUGAGCGGUUGCUUCCAAAAGACAAAAAGACCAACCUCUUCAGUGCUCUUAUCAAGAAGAAGAAGAAGACUGCCCCUGCCCCUCCGAAACGCAGCAGCUCCUUCCGGGAGAUGGACGGCCACUCGGACCGCAAGGGUGGGGGUGAGGAGGAAAGCAGGGAUGCCAGCAAUGGGGCUUUCAUCAUGCCCCCUGCAGAUGCCAUCGAUGCCUCAAAGUGCCAGGGCCCAAGCAAUGGGGCUGGAGUCACUAAUGGAGCUGUCACUGGGAACUCGGGCUUUUUAUCCCCCCACCUAUGGAAAAAAAACAGCGCCAUGACUAGCAACCGGCCGACAACCGGUGAAGAAGAGUGUAGUUCUAAUGCCAGCAAGCGCUUCCUGAGGUCCUGCUCAGCAUCGUGCGUACCCCAUGGAGCCAAGGACACGGAGUGGAGAUCCGUGACGCUGCCCAGGGAUUUGCAGUCCACAGGGCGGCAGUUUGAUUCCUCCACCUUCGGCGGGCACAAGAGCGAAAAGCCAGCCCUGCCUCGGAAGCGGGCGAAUGAGAACAAGACGGAUCUUGCUGUCAAGGGGACGGUGACGCCUCCUCCCCGGUUGCUGAAGAAAAAUGAAGAGACAACUGACGAUGUAUUCAAAGACACAGAGUCCAGCCCUGGCUCCAGCCCACCCUCUCUGACACCAAAACUUGUACGCAGGCAACCUAUAAUCGCUCCUUCCUCCAGCCUGUCCCACAAGGAUGAUGGCAUCAAAUCCAGUGCCUUAGGUACCAUUGGGAUGGCAGACCAAGGUCCUACUGUCAAACCCAACUCUGCUGGGGUUGUGGUCACCAGCAAGGCUUCCACGGAGGAGCCAAGGAUGAGGAGGCUCAAGCAGACUUCCGAGUCGUCAGGAAAGGACAAGGUGAAGUUAUCAAAGCUUAAACCGGCCCCUCCGCCUCCACUCUCCUCAGCUUCCAUUGGGAAGCCUGGAAAAUCAUCCCACAGCCCCAGCCAGGAAGCAGCAGAUGCAGGGUCUGGUACUAAAUCUAAACAGUUGACUCAGGUUGCAGACACUAUAAGCAGUGAUGCCGCCAAGCCAAACCAGUUAGGGGAGGGUGUAAAAAAGCCUGGGCUCCCCUCUGUACCAAAGCCACAGUCCUCCACAAAGCUGCUGCUGACCACAGCGGCCCCAGCCCCCUCUUCCUCAUCUGCCCCGAGCGGAGACCAACCAUCGUCAACAGCCUUCAUCCCUCUCAUAUCCACCAGAGUCUCCUUGCGCAAAACCCGCCAGCCUCCAGAGAGGAUAGCCAGUGGCACCAUCACCAAGGGAGUGGUAUUGGAAAGCACCGAGGCCCUGCGCAUUGCCAUCAACAAGAACUCCGAACAAAUGGCGAGCCACAGCGCCGUCUUGGAGGCCGGCAAAAACCUCUACACGUUCUGCGUGAGCUACGUGGACUCCAUCCAGCAGAUGAGGAACAAAUUUGCCUUCCGUGAGGCCAUCAACAAGCUGGAGAAUAACCUUCGGGAGCUCCAGAUCUGUCCAGCCACCGCCAGCAGCGGCCCUGCAGCCACGCAGGACUUUAGCAAACUUCUCAGCUCGGUGAAGGAAAUCAGCGAUAUUGUUCAGAGGUAG